This is a messenger RNA of Schistosoma haematobium, 1424 nucleotides long. RefSeq names its product Cilia- and flagella-associated protein 77. The coding region runs from base 840 to 1304 and encodes 154 amino acids. Lineage: Eukaryota; Metazoa; Platyhelminthes; Trematoda; Strigeidida; Schistosomatidae. The record is from RefSeq and is a predicted model, not a curated record. The transcript has 5 exons.
UUUUUAAGCUUUUAUUAACCGUCAUCAGUGUACACUAAUUCUGUCCAUCUCGGUGAAGCUAAGACUUGUGAAAAACCUUUGAAUGACGUGAAUUAGGCCUUGAGAAGGUGAAUAAAAAGCAUUAUGAUUUAUAGUUGAUGGUUAGGGUUAAGAAUUAGAUUUAAAGUUUUCAUUGCGAAAUGGCAUCAGGUCCCAGAACGCUAUUUGGCUAUACAAAUGAUUAAAUCUUGAGCCAAAAUCCAUGAUCUGUUUUCUUAAAUCUGGUCGGUGCGUCCAUAAGUCUUCUCCACUCAUUUAUUUGCUGAUCGACAAAUCUAAAACCUCACAGUUAAAAUUAUGAUGGAAUGUCAUCAUAUAGGGAAACUAACCGCACCCAGGGUAUAAGACAUAUUAUCUAACAGAAAACUGUGUAACAAACUUUCACAGGUUUUGUUUAGCACAACAGAUUUUCAGUUGUCAUGCUGACUACCAGCGACACAUUUACAAAUAUGAAGACUGGUAAGCCUGAAUACUCAAGAGGGUGGCAAUAUACAGCAACCAAUCUUUUGGGCGAUAAAAGAGAGAGCAUGUGCAAGAAUGUUUUACUUCAGCGAUCAAUUCUAGGACGCAGUGAUACACAUUGCCUAAAAGUCCCUCCCCCACCAUUCACUUACGGAAUAAAAAAUGUAAAAACCAGUGGUGUCUCUGAUGGUAUGUCAUUCCCUUAAUUAUUUUUAGCCCUUCACUGGAUUGAUGAUACCACAAUUCGUCAGAAGUCUAAUGACCAUAUAUAUCUAACUCGGGACUUCGUGGCACUAAACUGUGAUAGUGUAAGGCAGGGAGUGACAACAAGCAAGGAAAUGACUCACUUUAGGGAGUUACACGAUAGAUUGAGAUCGAAGCAAGCGAAACGCAGAUCAAGAACGGAGUCACCAAAACUACAUUUGGAUGUCACUCAUGGUAUGCCUAACAAAGCCUCUACGCCAAUUCAAGAAAUCCUUUCAAACAAAUAUCAAAAAGACUGGAUUGAUGCACAGAUGAGGAAAUCAGACAAAAUAGAAGCAAAAUUAGUUGGACUAACGAGCAUGUCCAGAAGAGUUAACCAUCCUGACACAGAUGCGAUGGUUAAAAGAAAUUGCAUGAGGAAAAACAAAGAAGAGAGCUUCUGGAAGUUGAAGAGGUUUGAACAAAAUGCUGUCGGGCGGAUAAACACAUUUAGAAACGAAGAAUGUCGAAGACUUGCAUUUGAAAAAGAUAAAAGCAGUAAGAUAUCACGAAUCGGAUUACAUGGUCAUGGAAUCCAACGUACAGGAGAAUGUGCAUAAAAACCAUUUGUCUUUAUGCUGCAGAACUACGAAAAACACGUUUAUUAGGAAACAGCCCAAAGUAAACUAGAAAUCUGCAGCAAAGUUGUUUACCUUGAAAACAACAACUUCAUUAUUUAA